Messenger RNA from Camellia sinensis, 1154 nucleotides. RefSeq names its product chromatin modification-like protein. Gene Ontology annotation, biological process: regulation of transcription by RNA polymerase II. The record is from RefSeq and is a predicted model, not a curated record. Lineage: Eukaryota; Viridiplantae; Streptophyta; Magnoliopsida; Ericales; Theaceae. Gene Ontology annotation, cellular component: nucleus; NuA4 histone acetyltransferase complex.
CUCCACGAAGUCGUAGAGCUCAACGGCCCAACAAGCCCAACAGCAUAACCACCUUUGUUUCAAUUCCCUUUUCGAUCAAACGCUUGAAACUUUCAAACCCUAGCUCACCACCUCCACAUCUAAACUGUUCUCAAUUUCGAUCUAGUUUGAUGUCUAUUCAUACACUCAUACACAAUUAGAAACCAUUUCCAGAUCAAAAAAUCUUUAUUUUUUUUAUAUAUAGGCAUAAAUUAUACGUACAUAAUAUAUAUCUGCGGCCAAUGGCCGGCGGAGGCGGCGGUGGUGGCGGCGGAGGCGGCGGAAGUAGAGAAGAGGAACAAGAUGGCAUGUCCGUACAUUCACCAUGCAAGGCCCCACCGUCCUCUGCUUCUUCUCUCCGGAAGGAGCAAUCACAGGUCGAAUUGGAGCUUAAAUUGUUAGAAGCUCUUGCAAUUUAUCCUCCUUCCAAAUUGAGAGGCAUGCAUCGUCACUUUGUCAUUUAUGGUCUAAUGGAACAUCUGCGAAGAAGCUUUGGUCGACCCUUUUCUCCUACGGAUGUUCUGCAGCUACUGGAUCGUUUCUACGACUUGGAAAUGCUGGCAAAAAUCAGACGACGAGGAUGUGGAAAUCCUGAAUCAGGAGGAGGAUUUUUGCCUGCCGCAAAGCUAUUUUGUAAAGGAAGAAUCUUGAGCGACAAAAUUUGGGUGAAUUGUCAAAAAGUGGUGGCUGGCAGUGGAGGGUGUUUGGAAGCGGCCAGAAUGUUGCUGGAGGCCAUGGGCUGGCUAGAGGGUCGGAGGAUCUCAGCUGAGGAAGGACCUGCCUAUAAGUAAUUAGGGUUUCAUUACAAUUUUCAUGAUAAACAGACUGCUAUUAUAUAUUUGCAAAAUUAUUGAACCUAUACUUUUAACACAAAGGCAACUAUCUUUUCACAAAGGACAAUGGAAAACCCCUAAUGCUGUGUUUGGUUGGGGGAUUUGAGAAGAGAUUUGGAAAGAGAAAUAAAAAUAGAAAAUGUGAAUAAAACAUACUUAUAUUUCACUUAAUUUCACAUACUUUUAUCCUUUUACUUUUCAAAUCCUACUCCAAAUUUCUCAACCAAACACAGCGUAAGGAACACACAAACAGUAGCGAAUUCCAAAAUUUGUAUUUCUAGCCCUGCUAUUUCAGGAAAUGAG